Molecule: messenger RNA, 4043 nt
Organism: Lingula anatina
Lineage: Eukaryota; Metazoa; Brachiopoda; Lingulata; Lingulida; Lingulidae
Source: RefSeq, a predicted model, not a curated record
UUGAUAUUCAACCUCUUCGCUUCCGAAAUUUUUAAACAGCUAUGUGUGCCAGGCCCUCAGAGUAAUUAAUUCAUUGGUCGUGUAUCUGGAAUAUAAUAGACCAUUAUCUCUGCCACGGCCACAGUGAGACGCAGGAGCUAAAGGACACAGAAAGAGGGAGAUAGUGAGAGAGUGAGAGACGAAGAACACAAUGGCUGGCAAACAUGUCCUUCUCGUAGCGCUCCAAGUUGUAUUGUUUUCUGACUGUGUCAAUUCGCAGGCGGUUCCUCUUCCAGGCCAGCGACUACCAAUAACCAACGGUUUCCUUUUAACGCAGACAAAUGCCUUCGGUCCAAGAGUAGCUAAUGGUGUGCCAGUGGGGAGACCAAUCCCUGGCAUUAACGAUGAAAGAGAAUGUUUAGCAGCCUGCAUCCAGGACGGCACGUGCGCCGCUGUGGACUUCUUCCGGGCCACCACCACGUGCAUCAUCCAGUCGUCGACCACUAUUUGCGUCCCGCCGAGCGUCGGGACUGCUGUCACCGUCUACACUAAGUUCCCGUGCGGCUUUGACGUCGUGUCCAGGAACGCGCACGUGCCAGGCGGCACCAUGCAGCCGAAUUUCAGCGGCACGGCUCUCCAGUGUUUACAGCUGUGCCUUAGCAACCCUCAGUGUCGGGCCGCUGACUACAACCAGGACGGGUCUUGCUGGCUCCACGGGGAAGACACGGCCUGCAACGCGCUGGUCAAGAAACCGAACUGCGACCACUACGUGCGAGUGGGAGCGUGUAUAGUUGCAGAUACGCCACCUAGGGACUUCGCCUCGGUCAGCCGUAACACUGCUAUCCAAGGUGGGGUGCUCCAGCGAGGUCUUCACGAGCCCCGUCAGUGCCUCCUCUACUGCCAGGUGAACGACAACUGCCGUGCUUACGACUUCAACUUCAGGGACCGGACCUGCUUCCACCACGACCAGAACACCGUCUGUAAUACCCGGAUGUCAGUGCAGCAGGUGAUCCACGUGACCAAGUGCACGAGCUGCGCGGGAGGACAGUGCAUGCUGCUACAAACACCAACGCCAUCAACGGCACCAACAACAUCCAAUACGGUCGCCCCGACAGCAGGGGCAGUGACGAACCCUCCCUUUAUCAUCGCCUCUGGGUCUGGGAUGUCAGUAACUCAAGGCGUUCACAUAAUCGGUGGAAUCCUGCAGCCAACAAUCCGAAACUUCACAAUGUGUGCGACCACGUGCCUCAGUUUCUCUGUUGAAAGUUGCCCAGGCUUCGACUUCAACGCCGCCCAGCGGGCGUGCUUCUUCCACACCAACACCACCAUCUGUAACGACCUGGUGGCCAAGCCGUCCUGCACUAACUACCGGAGGGUACCCUGUGGAUCGGGCAGCGGAGGGACGGGACAAGGCUUCACCCAGAACGUCCACAUUAUCGGCGGCGUCCUGCAACCCUUACUUCGUGAUCUUGCCUCCUGUAUGGCCAUGUGCUCCCAACUGUCCCUGGAGAGUUGUGGCGGCUUUGACUACAGCAGUGACCAGCGUGCCUGCUUCUUCCACACUAACCGCACCAUCUGCAACAACUUGGUGCCCAAGCCAAACUGCGUCAACUUCCGCCGUCAGUCGUGCAGUGCAGACACGAUGACUACGAUGACUACGAUGCCUACCACUGAGACCCCGAACACCGCCGUGUCCAUGCCCACACCCCCCUCCUUCCCAAACGGAAUCAUACAAGUCAAUCCUAUGAGUCAAAUCCUGGGUGGAGUCUUAGUGGACAAUGCAAAUAACGUGAGCACGUGUAACCUCAUCUGUCAGCUGACCUCUGUCCACGGGUGCGCAGCCUUUGACUUCAACCACAUGACCCGCAGGUGUUUUCUUCACGGUUACAGAACUGCCUGCAAUACCAUACUGCGCAAUGAGAACGUGACACAUUAUAGGCGCCAGCUAUGCCCAAAACAUCCAAACAAAGUUACGAAAGCAGCCACUACCCGCCACACUUAUCCCCCGACAACCACAACUACAACCACAACUACAACCAAGGCACCUCGCACCUAUCCCACAAUGCACCACGGCUAUAACAUGGAAACUUUACCCACCACGGCCUCCGAGCCUACUAGACCCACUUCACCAAGCACUUAUCAAACCCAUCCAACAGUGCCGCACACGUAUCCAACAGCUCCGCCAUCAACCUCUCCCACAAUGCCUCACACCUAUCCCACAAUGCCUCCAACCUAUCCCACAAUGCCCCCAACCUAUCCUGGCCCGGAUGCCAGCCCAGAACCUACGCCCAAGCACCCGAUUUACGCCAGACCCAUGCCCGGAAUGCAAGAAAUGCCAGACAUGCCAAAAGCCGAAGAGGGCUACCCAAUGCCAAUGAUGCCAAACAUGCCACAAAUGCCUAACAUGCCAGACAUGCCUCAAAGACCAGUUCACGUGUUCCCUAUCCAUUAUCACUUCCCGAUGAUGAUGAUGAAAACGGAGGCAACCACCACCAUGAAACCAACUACAAUGUCCACCACACAACCUACCACAACUACAACAAGACCAACCAUGAAGACCUACCCUCCACCUACCAUGAAAACCUAUCCUCCACCAACCAUGAAAACCUACCCUCCACCAUCCAUGAAAACCUAUCCUCCACCAACCAUGAAAACCUACCCUCCACCAACCAUGAAAACCUAUCCUCAACCUUCCACUUCCCAUAUGACAUACCCGCAACCUACAACAAGCUCAACCAUGAGAACCUACCCUCAACCAUCCACCACCACCACAAUGAUGACGUACUCUGAACAUAUGCCGACAGCUCCUGCAGGUACUUGCGGCUCAUGCUCCCAGCCUGGGCAAUACAUGGCGGCGUCCAACCCUAACCAGUUCUGUCUGUGUGACGGCAGCCGCCUGGCCCACUUGAUGACCUGUGCCUCGGGGACCGAGUGGUGCCAAGUCAAACUCACGUGCGAUUUCCCAGGAUCCUGCUCGAGCGGAGCAGUCCAUAAUGGUAACAAUGGGCAGACGCAGACGACAAAGAAGACCAAAAGAUAUUAAAUGACGUAUUGAAAUAAAGUGGAUGGAAUUAUCAAUAAUCCGUGGGGAAAAAAGGCUAAAACUUGCUUUUUUUCUCUCGUUUUCACACACUUUGCUGUCAAAGGAGAGAAAAUAAAUUACAAAGAAGAUCAAAUAAAAUAUAUUUCCUUCACUUGAGACAUGAACGAGGACUACAUCCUUCACUUAAGGAGAGUUUACGUGAAGUGUAGUUAUGGACUACGGAUGGUAAGGGAAUCAGGACAUUAACAUUUUAUAGAUAGCUUGUGUCCCAUGUUCAGAGAAAUGACUCCUUGUAUAUCAGUUGUCAAAGGAUUGUCUGAUUCGUUCCAAAAAUUAGGGUUUAUUCUUUUUCCUUUUUUUAUUUUAAAUGGAGUGCAAGUGGACCGUCUUCCAGGUACUAAUGCGCUUGAUGGGUCCAGACCAAACAAAGUGCAAUAGAUCCAUUACUUAUUAACGUCUUGGAAGCUAUAAAGAACUGAUUUUAUCAGGACGUUAGCAAACAAAUUGAAAGAGUUAAUUACAAUUGCACGCAUGGCAAUAUAAUAUAAUUAUAUUAGGCUCUCAAAGGCAUGUGAUCGAUAUAUGUUACCGAAGCUUAUGAACCAUUUAUGCCUAGUUUAUUUUUUGUUUGGGCAAGGGGUUUAUUGAAAUCAUCACUGUACCCAAUUAAGAAUAUGUCUGAAGGAUACUAUUAUUUGUUAUCCGUUAUCCGGUGCUGCGUUUCUGUCGCCAUGGCACCGUAUGUAAACAAGCUGAUCUUGCAAAGAGAUGCGUGGUCUUUAAUUAACCUUGACCUUGAAAACGGACUUACUCUCUUUUUUUUCCUAUGUCGUGUAUGUAUUCUGGAACUUUGGUAUGUGCAUAUGUAGUUAAUUAAUAUUCCAAUGUGAAAUACAUGGGUUUGGUGUCUCAUAUACAUAUAUACGUAGGGUUAGAGGGGAAACGGUCAAUGCAAAUCCAGCUAGAUGGAAUGUAGAAAACAUUUAUUUGUUAAAAAUAAACUAUACAUAAUCGAAAAUUA